AUGCUCCCUCAGCUCUGGGCUGCGGGGCUUUUCCCGCUAUUCCUGGUCGGCCUCGCCCAGCCGACCCAGAAGAUGAAGCUGGAUUGCUACAAGGGGGUGACGGGCACCAUCUACGAGUACGGAGCCCUCACCCUCAAUGACGAGGAGUACGUGCAGUUCCAGCGCUAUGUGGGCAAGCAUGUCCUCUUUGUCAACGUGGCCACGUACUGAGGCCUGACGGCUCAGUAUCCUGAACUGAAUGCACUACAGGAGGAGCUGAAGCCUUUUGGUGUCGUCGUGCUGGGCUUUCCCUGCAACCAGUUUGGAAAACAAGAACCAGGAAAGAACUCAGAGAUCCUUUCUGGGCUCAAGUAUGUGCGUCCCGGUGGUGGUUUUGUUCCCAAUUUUCAGCUCUUUGAGAAAGGGGAUGUGAAUGGAGAAAAAGAACAGAAGGUCUUUACCUUCCUGAAGAACUCCUGCCCUCCAACCUCUGAUCUUCUGGGUUCAUCAAACCAGCUCUUCUGGGAGCCCAUGAAGGUCCACGACAUCCGCUGGAACUUUGAGAAGUUCCUGGUGGGGCCUGACGGAGUCCCUGUCAUGCGCUGGUCCCACAAGGCUCCCGUCAGCACGGUCAAGGCAGACAUCCUGGAGUACCUGGAACAGUUCCAAAGCGAGUAG
Messenger RNA from Enhydra lutris kenyoni (northern sea otter), 657 nucleotides. Its product is annotated as glutathione peroxidase 6-like. The transcript has 5 exons. Lineage: Eukaryota; Metazoa; Chordata; Mammalia; Carnivora; Mustelidae. The record is from RefSeq and is a predicted model, not a curated record. Gene Ontology annotation, biological process: response to oxidative stress. Gene Ontology annotation, molecular function: glutathione peroxidase activity.